CACCUGUAGCAGGUGCGCGUGAGUUACAACAAAGAUCCUUGAUACUACGCUCUCUGGUUACAAUCUCUGUGGUCUUCAGUUUGGUUGUAUCUGUAAGCAAAUUGUUUGACUUUCUUUAAUGGAUCCUACUGCAGAAACCACUGCCGCUGGUGUAGGCCUACAAGUAAAAGAUGAUCUUUCUGAAAAAUGUCAGAAAUUAUUCCUUGAGUUCUUAGAGGAGUUUCAGGAUAAAAGUGGGGAGAUUUUAUACCUGCCUGACGCGCAAGAGCUUAUUCGACCGGAGAGAAAUACUCUUACUGUGAGCUUUACCAACAUUGAGCAUUAUAAUCAGCAAUUAGCUACCACCAUACAAGAGGAGUACUACAGGGUGUAUCCACACCUCUGCAGAGCUGUGCGCCAUUUUGCCCGUGACCAUGGGAACAUACCACCAUCUAAAGAAUUUUAUGUGUCCUUCUCAGAUUUCCCAUCUCGACUGAAGAUCCGAGAGCUCACCUCUGGUCGGAUAGGCACUCUGACACGCAUCAGCGGGCAGGUGGUGCGUACCCACCCGGUGCACCCAGAGCUGGUGAGUGGCACCUUCCUGUGUCUCGACUGCCAGUCGGUCAUCAAGGACGUGGAGCAGCAGUUUAAGUACACCCAGCCCACCAUCUGCAAGAAUCCGGUGUGUGCCAACCGCAAGAGGUUCAUGUUGGACACAAACAAGUCACGAUUUGUUGACUUCCAAAAGGUGCGCAUCCAGGAGACGCAGGCUGAGCUGCCGCGAGGCUCCAUCCCCCGCAGCAUGGAGGUGGUGCUGAGGGCUGAGGCGGUGGAGUCUGCCCAAGCUGGUGACCGCUGUGACUUCACCGGCACCCUCAUCGUUGUGCCGGACGUCUCUGCGAUGGCAUUAGCAGGCACCAGGGCUGAGACCAGCAGCAGGGUGACCGGUAAGGAGGGCUUCGAUCAGGACGGGAUCCAGGGGCUGAAGGCUCUGGGAGUGAGGGAGCUGUCAUACAGACUGGCCUUCUUAGCCUCCCAUGUGGGCCCCACUAACCCCAGGUUUGGUGGUAAAGAGCUUCGUCAGGAGGACCAGACAGCAGAGAGUGUGAAGAACCAGAUGACGGUCCAGGAGUGGGAGAAGGUGUUUGAGAUGAGCCAGGACAAAAACCUCUACCACAACGUCUGCAGCAGCCUCUUCCCCACCAUUCAUGGUAAUGAUGAGAUUAAGAGAGGAAUAUUGCUGAUGCUCUUUGGAGGUGUUGCCAAAACCACCAUGGAGGGAACUUCGCUGAGGGGGGAUGUUAAUGUGUGCAUUGUUGGAGACCCCAGUACAUCCAAGAGCCAGUUUCUCAAGCACGUUGAGGAUUUUGCCCCCCGUGCCGUCUACACGAGUGGGAAGGCGAGUAGCGCCGCCGGUCUGACUGCCGCGGUGGUGAAGGAUGAGGAGUCGCACGAGUUUGUCAUCGAGGCUGGAGCGCUCAUGCUGGCGGACAAUGGUGUGUGCUGUAUUGAUGAGUUUGAUAAAAUGGACCUAAAGGAUCAGGUUGCCAUCCACGAAGCUAUGGAGCAGCAGACCAUUUCAAUCACCAAGGCUGGAGUCAAGGCCACCCUGAAUGCCCGCACGUCCAUCUUGGCUGCAGCGAACCCCAUCGAUGGCCGAUACAACCGUUCCAAGUCCUUGAAGCAGAAUGUCAACAUGUCCGCUCCCAUCAUGUCCAGAUUCGACCUGUUCUUCAUUCUGGUGGACGAGUGCAAUGAGGUGACCGACUAUGCUAUCGCUAGGCGCAUUGUGGACCUGCAUGCAAGAAAUGUGGAGUCAGUGGAGAGGAUCUAUGAAACAGACGAGAUCCAGAGAUAUAUUCUCUUUGCACGUCAGUUCCAGCCAAAGAUUGUGUCCGAGGCCCAGGAGUUCAUUGUGGACCAGUACAAGCGUCUGCGCCAGAGGGACAGCAGCGGCACGGCCAAGUCGUCCUGGCGCAUCACCGUGCGGCAGCUGGAGAGCAUGAUCAGGCUGUCCGAGGCCAUGGCCAGACUCUACUGCUCCGAUGAGGUUCAACCCAAACAUGUAAAAGAGGCCUUCCGGUUACUUAACAAGUCCAUCAUCCGUGUUGACUCCCCCGACAUCAAUUUUGAUCAAGACCAAGAGGAUAAUGAGGAUCUUAAUGAUCAGAACGACAUGAUGAACGAGGCUGAUCAGAAGCAGCAUGGCACCAAUGGCACCAACGGAUCCAACGGAACUAACGGCCAUGCCAUGGAAACGGAGCAGCCUGGCCAGGACAAGCCUGCAGCUGGCAAGCCUGCGCUCCGCAUGACCUUCUCAGAGUACCGAAGGGUGUCCAAUCUACUGGUCCUCCACAUGCAGAAGAUGGAGCAGUUGGAUGAGGACACCUCUCUGAAGAAGAGUGAGCUGAUCAACUGGUAUCUGAAAGAGCUGGAGGGUGAGAUUGACUCAGAGGCUGAGCUCAUUGCCAAGAAGAGCCUGAUUGAGCGGGUGAUCCACAGACUCAUUCAUUAUGACCAUAUCAUUAUAGAACUGACAAAAACUGGACUGAAGAAAGUUGGGGACAGUGGAGAAGAACCUGUGACAGAGGAAGACCCUUUUCUUGUUGUGAAUCCAAACUACAUUUUGGAGGAUUGAAUCAAAGUUGGGAUCCAUUCUCAUAGUUUAUGUUUGUCAUCUUUUUGCACUGUCUGUAAAUAUUUGGAGAUUGUCAACAUAAUAAAGAUUAUUUUGCAGGUG
Molecule: messenger RNA, 2719 nt
Organism: Sardina pilchardus (European sardine)
Lineage: Eukaryota; Metazoa; Chordata; Actinopteri; Clupeiformes; Clupeidae
Gene: mcm6l
Product: MCM6 minichromosome maintenance deficient 6, like
Exons: 17
Coding region: 119-2617 (832 amino acids)
Biological process (GO): DNA replication initiation; mitotic DNA replication; double-strand break repair via break-induced replication
Cellular component (GO): MCM complex; nucleus
Molecular function (GO): single-stranded DNA binding; ATP binding; single-stranded 3'-5' DNA helicase activity
Source: RefSeq, a predicted model, not a curated record